AUGGCCGCCGCCGUCCCUGCCGCCGCCUCGUCCUUCCUAGACGCACUGCGCACGCUCCCGUCCCUCCUCGCCGCCGAGCGAACCCUCAACCCCCUCACCUUGCUCUUCUCGCCCAACACCACAUCAGCGCUGCACGUGCCCCUCGGCCUCAGUCUCGCGCUCAUCCCCACGUCCUUCCUCCUCACCCAUGUCUCGGGCAACGUCGGCUGGGUCGACAGGGUGUACACGACGCUGCCGGUUGUCAGCAGUGCCGCGAUCGCGGCCUGGGCGCUCGUGAACCCCAACGCGGAGGCGUUCGGCGCCAGCCUGCCCCGCCUCUGGAUCAUGCUCGCCCUCCAGGUCCUCUGGUCGGCCCGGCUCACAUGGCACACUGCGCGCCGAGGCCUGUACGACCUCACGGCAGAGGACUACCGCUACGCGACGCUCCGCAAGAUCCUCCCCAAGUGGGCCUUUGAGCUCAUCCACAUCUUCGCCGUGGCCAUCCCCCAGCCCAUCCUCAUCUUCGCCCUCAGCAUCCCCGUCGCGGCAGCGCUGCAGCCGGCAGCCAACCUCUCCGCCGGGCCGGGGGGCUACGCGCUCCCUCUGUCCGCGGUGUCGUUCCUCGUGCCCGCGCACCGCAGCGCGCCGGGCUCGACCCCCGCACUGCACCUCCUCGACGGCUUCUUCGCCCUCGCCGGCCUCGGCAUCAUCGCGCUCCAGGCUGCCGGAGACAACGCAAUGUACCGCUUCCAGGAGGCCAAGCACGCCGCCAUGCGCGGCAGCGAGCAGAAGCUCGACGCGCGCGGCAUCCCGCUGCCUAUCGACGUGCCGGCCGGCUUCUGGCCCGGGUUCCCCACAAAGGGGCUGCACGCGCUCAUCCGCCACCCCAACUUUGUCGCCGAGCAGCUCUUCUGGCUCAACCAGGGCCUGUUUGCGGUCUUUGCGAGCGUGCACCCGCCCGCGCAGGCGUGCCUCGGCCCUGCCUUCUUCCUCUCGCUCCUCUUCUGCGCCAGCACCCGCCUGACAGAGUGGAUCACGACGCAAAAGUACCCCGCCUACAGCGUGUACCAGCGCCUCGUGGGCAUGUUCCUCCCGCAGGAGACGGCGAUCAAGUGGAUCUGGACGACGCUGAAUGGCACACGGGCAGAGUUGCAGCAUGAGCUGACCACGCCACCGGCCAAGCCCGCCAGCGCGGCUGCGGAGUGA
Messenger RNA from Vanrija pseudolonga, 1185 nucleotides. RefSeq lists its product with no specific name. The record is from RefSeq and is a predicted model, not a curated record. Gene Ontology annotation, cellular component: membrane. The transcript has 2 exons. The coding region runs from base 1 to 1185 and encodes 394 amino acids. Lineage: Eukaryota; Fungi; Basidiomycota; Tremellomycetes; Trichosporonales; Trichosporonaceae.